AAAAAAUUACGACGAAGAAAACAUUUGAAAAACAAUUUUUUUCCCACCAAAUUAAAGAGAUGUCUGACGAUGAUGACAAUGUUGAGAGCAAAUCUAGCUCUCUAGGGAUAAUAUCAGACUUUUUGUCCAGCUUUACGUCGGUGGGAAGCUCAAAUUCUGCGGCAGAAGACACAGAAUCAAAUGAAGUCGAGCAAACUGACGUCUCACAACAAGAAACUUCGACAGACACAGAGAAAAAUACUACAGAUGUUGAAUCUGGAGGAUCAAACGAUGGUGACCUUGAAGAACGUAGACAGAGCUCAUUAGAAAAGAUUACAGACUUUUUGUCAAGUUUUAAUUCUUCAGGUAGUUCAGACGACACAGAAUCAAUUGAAGUCGAGCAAACUGACUCACAAGAAGAAACGUCAAUAGACACAAAGGAAUCUGAGGAAUCUACAGACGAUGAUGGCCUUGUACAGAGCUCUUUACAUAAGAUUACAGGUGAAUUGUUGUCAAAUUUUACUUCAGAUGAUCCGUCUUCAGAGAGUAAAACAGCUGAUGAAGAUACGAGCGAUUCAAGUGUACGAGAAAGCUCUGAUUCUGGAGAUCAAAAUACUGCUAUUGAAGCAGAUUCAGGUGACACAGCAGGGGAUACGCAAAGCUCUUUUGAAAAAAUCUCAGACUUUUUAUCAAGCUUUACGUCUUUGGGGUCUGGAACUGACAGCAACAAUCAAACCGAUGAAGACAAUAGUGCUCAACAGGAGAAUGAAAAUGUCGCAAACGAAGAUGUCAUCAUCGAGGAUGAUGAUUCAGAGGAAACAAGUUUUGAAGGUCGCUCGAGGUCGUCUAGUUCACGGAUUUUUACUGAACCUGAAACUAUUAGUAAAGAGGACUUGGAUUAUGUGACUUUGGUUUCUUCAUGACACAACCCUAAAAUAAAACACUGCUUGGAUUUACUGGAUAAACAGUAAGUGUUAGUGAGAUAGUGGAUGAAGAUACAUAGAUAGAUGAGUGAUAGAUAGAUGAGUGAUAGAUAAUAUUGAGUUAGGUAGUGGAUAAGAUCUCUAGUUAACCUUGAAUGUUAUAGGAUUAUGGCGAUAGGUCAUACAAAGAAUAAUUUAUCAAUCUCAACACUAAGGUCCAUGUUCUUGACAAGAAUAAGAAGCAGAAAAACAAGUCAUUUCAGCUAUUCUUGGAACUUGRAAUGACCUAGCCCCUAUCCCUUUUUGCCUAUUGCCUAUAACCUUUGGCGAUAAAAACAUUUAUUGAAAUUUUAAACUUUCAAUUUGGGUGUGUUCAUUGGAUAUUAAGAAAGGGUUAUAAAAGUUGAUGGCCAUUUUAAUUUAAAUGUUUGAAUGUUACUUUUCUAACUAAUUUAUUCUUUUCCCCCGUGUCUGUUGCUGUUCAUAAUAUCAGGUUUUUAUGAGCAAAUUUGACCUAUCUUGACCUUGGCCCUUACUUGACUCGUAUUUGGCUCUACAGUGCAUGCAUUAUUUAACUGUUGUGUGAGACUAUUAUGCAUGGUUGAAAGGAUGUCUGGACAAUUCAUUAACAAAACAAUAAAUUAAAAGGAACAAAGACAUUUAUUAAGAUACAAAAGGAUCAAUGUAAAAAAGUUAAAGUUAACAUAAGAAAAAAACUUUACUGAAAUUAAAUUAAGAAAAAAUAUAUUAAUUUUUAUAACCCUAAGUUGUUUUAUGUACUAGUUAUACAUUUGGAAUAAGAGAUGUUUUCUUAUUUGUUGAAAAAAUAUUGAUAGGAAAUAUUGCUUUUAAAAUACAUUAUUAUACUUAUCUAAAAAUCKUUCAAAAAGGUUUUGAAAAUUUUGUGUUAAAAAAGGAUUUUCAAUAACUUGCUUGAAUAAAGCUAAAUAUACGGCUAACAAUCAUCUGAUAAUAUAUGGAUGACUAAAUACUAGAUAAAAUCUGAUUAGAUUAUUUGUAAAUAUCAAUAGAUAUAUCUUACGAAAAAGAUAUAUGUCACAUAGUCUAUAGAACCAUUUGUUAUUCAUGGAAGUGUGAAAUAAAAAUGGGUGAAAACGUG
Actinia tenebrosa (Australian red waratah sea anemone) is the source of this 2022-nucleotide messenger RNA. Its product is annotated as dentin sialophosphoprotein-like. Lineage: Eukaryota; Metazoa; Cnidaria; Anthozoa; Actiniaria; Actiniidae. The record is from RefSeq and is a predicted model, not a curated record.